AUGGAGUUAUCGCAAUGUUCUCAAAUUUCAUCUGAUAUAAAAACAAAAGGAUUUGAUAUAUCAGCCGGUAAAACAUGGAUUUAUCCGAUAAAUUAUCCGGUCAGAGACUAUCAAUUCAAUAUAGUUCAGGCUUGUUUAUACAACAACACAUUGGUUUGUUUACCCACUGGAUUGGGGAAAACAUUUAUUGCUGCAGUUAUAAUGUAUAAUUUUUGGAGAUGGUACCCACGUGGAAAGGUUGUGUUUUUAGCACCUACGAAACCAUUAGUUGCUCAACAAAUUUUUGCAUGUCAUAAUAUAAUGGGCAUACCUAGUGCAGAGACUAUUGAACUUACCGGAGCAGUUAAUAAGAAACAACGUGAAAUCUCUUGGUCAAGAAAAAGAGUAAUAUUUGCUACUCCUCAAGUAUUUCACAAUGAUUUAGAUAAAAAUAUUGUACCCAGUGAAUUGGUAAAAUGUGUAGUUAUAGAUGAAGCUCACAAAGCUUUAGGGAAACAUUCUUACUGUGAGUGUAUUCGAAUAUUAAUUGAAAAGAAUCAGACUUUCAGAGUAUUAGCUCUUUCUGCUACACCAGGAAAUAAAAUUGACAAUGUUCAUGAGAUAUUACAGAAUUUAUUAAUUGCUCAUGUGGAAUUAAGGGAUGAAACUUCCUUGGAUAUUGUGCCUUACAUUAAUCAAAGAAAAAUCGACAUAAUUUUAGUACCACUAAACAAAGAGCUAGCUGAAUACAAACAGAGGUAUAUCUUUAUUAUGGACCAUCAUGUUAAAAUUUUACUGCAACAUAAUGUUCUUCGUGCAGAAACAGCAAAUAUUUCAAAAGGAAGGGUAUUUCACUUAUUAAGGGAAUUCAAAAAAAAAACUGAUAAAUCAGGAAAUUAUGGACAAAUAAUAAAAACACUGAACAUAUUAAUGACAAUGUAUCAUGCUUAUGAGCUUAUGGUCAGAGAUGGACUUAGGGCGUUUUAUAAAUUUUACCAAAAUCAUUCCGAUAAAUUUUGGAUGAACGGGGAACCACAGUUGCAGACAUUACUUGAAGAUAUCAAAACGUAUCUCGGACCGUUUCCGGAUGUAAAAAGUUUAUGCGAAGAUGCAGUAAUUGAUAUACCGCAAAAUCUUGUAUAUGGUCAUGCGAAGUUCGAGAAAUUAAAAGAACUGCUUUUGCAUCAUUUUGCAAAGAGCGAUGAGAAAGAAAGUGAUACACGAGCUAUAGUUUUCGUAGAGUAUCGGGAUAUUGUGAGUGAAAUUUAUAUUCUAUUAUUACAAUGCCGACCGUCAAUAAGACCGCAAAUGUUCGUUGGUCAAGCUGGACAGAAACAGAAACAACAGAUAAAGGCGUUGGAAAAUUUUAGAAAUAAUCACGUUAACGUUCUUAUAUCUACAAGUAUAGGAGAGGAAGGAUUGGACGUUGGAGAAGUAGAUUUGAUAAUAUGUUUCGAUAUAUUCGAUGGGCAUAUAAUUAUUCUGGUUACAGAUGGAAAAGAACACGAGACAUUAAAGUCAACAAUGGCUAGAAGAGAUUCCCUAAAUCAUAAGAUUCUAAAUACGAGUAACAUUGUUUCCUCGCUUUAUCAAACGAAUCCUCGCAUGAUUCCUGACACUUGUACGCCAGAGUGUUUAAAAAUGCAUAUUAGCUUGCUGCCAAAAACUCCAGUUACAAAGAGUAAAAAUGGGAAAGGAAAAUCGGAUAAAAAGGGGAAUAGUCGUAAAAAUAUGUUAAAAGGAGUUACUACCAUAGAAUCGAAUUCAGAGUCGCAAAAAGACGGGACUAAAUUUUCAAUGGUGAAAUACUUAAAAGGCGAACAAUACAAAGAUCGCGAUAAGAAUAAUUUUGAUGCGCUUAGUUCUAAUGAAACGCAAAGUAGUAACGUUUGUAACAUUAUAAAACCAUCGGAUGUAAAAAUUUUAUUUUACGACAACGAUGCGGUGGAUUUCCUUACAACGUGCACUUUGAAAAACUCUGAAAGUGAAGGAAACCCAAGAAGAAAGCGUAGAAUCGAUAAAUCUCGUGUGCCUGAAUUUCCCUUGAUUAAGAAUUUUUUUAAUUUCUCAGUACCCGAUAUUAAAAUUCUCGAUUGUUUAACAAUACUGAACGAUAUAAUUCCACUAGAUCGUGAAAAGAAAAGCUUAAAUAAUGGCAAUAAAAGUGACGUUGACGACGAGAAUGAUUUGUAUGGUAAUGAAUGUGUUCUUGAGAAUAGAGUGACAGAAUUUGACAAUAAGUGUAUCGGUGGAGAAAUUAAGUUCGAAGAUUUGCUCGAUGAUAGUAGCAAGUCGAACGAAAGUGACCUAUUGUGUAGGGAGGGGAAAAAAUUGGAGGAACGAUAUUCAGAGAGCGGAUAUCGUUCCGAAGCAGUCGGAUCAAAAGCAAUCGGUACAGAGAAUGAAAAUAAUUCGUUAGAAAAUUGGAAUUUUACUAAAUUUGAAGAUAUAUUGUACGAAUCGUCCGAUGAAUCUGGAGCUAAUGUUAACGUUGAAAAAUUCGAGCCAAUAGAGAAAAAAGAUAUCGAUACCCAUAAUGAUGUACAAGUGAAAAAAUUGCGUAAUAUUAAAGAAUGGGACGAUAGCAUAAGCGAGGCGGAAAGUAAAAGUGCACAUUUCGAAGGAACAAUCGAUAAAAGAAGUGAGAAACUUGAUCGAUAUAAGUGUAAUAGUGAAUGCAAAGAUCAAAGUAUUCUUAGUAUAACACAGGCAAUCGAUGAAAUAGCACGAUUAAAUUCAAACUUAACUGUCUCAAAAGUAAUGAACGAGUCUGAAGACGAUAUGUUUCAAGAUGAGAACUUGGUACAGAUUGAUAACGAAUUAAACGUUAGUCGGGAAAUAGAUAAUUCGAUCGUAGAGAACUUGGGUAGGAAUUUAUCGGAAUUUAAAGUAGAAGAAUACGAGUGGGACGAUGAUUUUAAAAUUUCAAACGUCGACCCCAUACGAGUGUGCACGCAAUUCGAUAGAGGUGAAAAAAGAGACGAUAAAUUAGUCGAAGCAAGCAAGAUGGAAACACGUUGUUCGGAUAGCGACGAAUGGAUUUCGGUGAAAAAAUCGUUCGAUAUCUCAAAGGGGGGCAACGUUUCUUCUCAUACGAGUAUAUCGAAAAAAUUAGCGAGUAUAAGUAGGAGUAGGAAUUCAAGGUACGAGAACGCUAAGGAAUGUUUCAGGGAUGAGUAUGAUUCUGUGAAGGACGAUCCGUCGUUAACCGAAAAAGAGGGAAAAUGCAGCUACUUCUGCGAUGUUAGACAAGAAGAUUGUCACGUAAAAUUGCACGGUACGUCGUUUCAAAGAAAAAAGAAGAAUGGAGAAAGGAAAACGGAACAUUUACAAAUCCAUAAUCCCUAUCGAAAGUUUAAAAGAACGAGAAACAGAAAAAACAAAUUCAUAGACGACGAAGCAGAAGUUUCUUCGUACAACGAUACGACGGAUGAAAGUUCUGAAACCGACGAGGAUCUGAAAGAUUUUGUUAGCUAUACGCAAAACGUACACGAUACGUCCGAUAUACACGCCCACUACUUACAGAGCACUAGGAGUCCGAUGAAAAGGCAGGAUGGUUUUAUUUUUAAGCAACCACGCGUGCUCGACUCCAGUAUAGAAAUAUAUUCACAACCCAUCUCUCAAGCACACGAAUCUUAUAUAAACGAUUCGUUUUGUAUAGACGAGGAAGUUCAAGAGACAACUCGAGUCGAAGAGUUGUCGAUUCUGGAACAAGCUGAACAAGAGCUGGAAAGGCGAAAGCGUAAACGCACUUGCGACGAAAGAUUGGGCCGAAACGUGAAAAGAAGGAAUAAACAAAGAAAUAUAAUAAAAGGUUGCAGCAGUAGCGAAGAUGAAACUGAAAUGUUACGCAAGGAAGUAAUGGACGAAUCGUUGCUGUUGGCGCGAUCGCGAAGUUGAUCACGAUAAAGGGACCGUGUUUGUAUUUUUGUAAUAUUGUAUAAAGCAUA
This is a messenger RNA of Habropoda laboriosa, 3929 nucleotides long. RefSeq names its product Fanconi anemia group M protein homolog (gene Fancm). Gene Ontology annotation, biological process: double-strand break repair via synthesis-dependent strand annealing; replication fork reversal; interstrand cross-link repair. Lineage: Eukaryota; Metazoa; Arthropoda; Insecta; Hymenoptera; Apidae. The transcript has 13 exons. The record is from RefSeq and is a predicted model, not a curated record. Bases 1 to 3879 code for a protein of 1292 amino acids. Gene Ontology annotation, molecular function: four-way junction DNA binding; four-way junction helicase activity; 3'-5' DNA helicase activity.